AUGGGAAUCAGUAAUGAGUUCGCCAUUGAAGGCAAGGUGACAGAGAGCCAGGGAUGGUAUUGUUUGCUGCUGCAACAGGCCUGCAGCUGGUACCUUCAUCCGAUCAAAGUGGUGGUCCCCUGUUCUGCAAUUCUUUUGCCGUGCGGGAAGUCCCGGAUACUGCAGCGAGAUACUUUGCAGGAGGCCUUGCUAUCGGGCAUCAAGCGGAAAACGAUAUGCGUGGAGGAGGAUAAGAGUGAUCUCCAGCUGACAUGCUAUGGCCUUGAUGGCAACUUCGGUUACCUGUCAAGGGAGGUGAGGGGCCUGCUCAAGAACAUACUCGUAACCAGGCCGGAUCCCCUUAAAGGUGCGGGAAGCGGAGUGGAUCAAGCAAAUGCUGCCGUUUCAGUGCGAGGCAGACUUCGUCGUGUCUCCGGCGGCAGGCAUGAGUCUAUGCUCAUGGAUUACUCGUUCGCUGCUUACGCUUUGCUCUCUGUGCUGUUACUUUGGCUUGAUUUUGGAUCUACUCACGGAAGAGAAGCUACCAGGGAUGUUCCGGACGACAAAAGAGCAAUCUUGGCAUGCCUUGUGUCAAGCGUGUACUCACUCCAGCACGACAGAGCGAAAAACUACACAGGAACUCCGCAAGCUCUCGCUCCUCCCUGGUGGACGUCCUUCAACUACGAGCUCCUCGACGUGAUCCUCGGCAAUGACAAGCUCCGGAUCAACGGCGCAGUGUUCGUGUGGAACUACAAAAACCACUGGAAGCCUGCCAGAGCUCCGAUGGUGGUCCUGGCGCUCAGAGGCACGGACAGCGUAACCAGCGACUACAUCGUCGACUUCAAGAUCGCCAACCAGGAGCUUUACAAGACAGGCAGGUUCACAGCCGCGUACAACGCUCUCCGAAACGCCGUCGCAUGGCAUGGCAAGGACAACGCAUCGCAUGGCCAGUUCGUCGAGGCUCAUCUCUUCAAUCCGCCAUUCUCGUCCUCGACCGCUCCAUACAAGUCACUCUUCGGUGCUGAGACUUACAGCAAUCUCCAAGAGGUUUACACCGUUGCAAAGGCCGGGCUCGUCAACUUACUGGUGGAUGCCGCAAAGAGAAGGGAGUCCGAGGCAGAGUUUGCGGCACUUGGAAGCUGGUACCCGGACAUGUAUGUUCAUCCCAGUGAUCCGGUAUGCUCGGGCUUUCUCGAGCACUUCAAGAACUAUCAGUAUAUGCUACAGGGGAAGUACGCGAGAUUGGCGAUGCCUCACGAAUCCAUCCGGGGCGUGCUCUGCUCCUCCAAAGCGAAGCCGCAUCACCUCAUCCCCUCGGCAAGGCUUCACGUCCCAGCGGAUGAAGGCAAAGCUGCGAGUGCUCGAGACGCUCAUUCUCUUACACAGUGGUGGUCGGAUGGAGCAGUCGUUCAGGUGCAAUUUGUCAACUUGACAGGUCAAGAACACUUGGAUCAUCCGCUGCAAAUCCCGUUUGGGGGGAUAAGCUAUGAACCUAUGGUGUAG
Selaginella moellendorffii is the source of this 1482-nucleotide messenger RNA. Its product is annotated as GDSL esterase/lipase At4g10955. The coding region runs from base 1 to 1482 and encodes 493 amino acids. The transcript has 6 exons. NCBI's taxonomy places the organism in Eukaryota, Viridiplantae, Streptophyta, Lycopodiopsida, Selaginellales, Selaginellaceae. The record is from RefSeq and is a predicted model, not a curated record.